This is a messenger RNA of Penicillium cosmopolitanum, 1749 nucleotides long. Its product is annotated as Zn(II)2Cys6 transcription factor. NCBI's taxonomy places the organism in Eukaryota, Fungi, Ascomycota, Eurotiomycetes, Eurotiales, Aspergillaceae. Gene Ontology annotation, molecular function: zinc ion binding; transcription cis-regulatory region binding; DNA-binding transcription factor activity, RNA polymerase II-specific. The record is from RefSeq and is a predicted model, not a curated record. Gene Ontology annotation, cellular component: nucleus. Gene Ontology annotation, biological process: positive regulation of transcription by RNA polymerase II. The transcript has 2 exons. Bases 1 to 1749 code for a protein of 582 amino acids.
AUGGGGCGCAAAAGCACUGCGUGUCAGAACUGCAGAUCCAUUAAAGCCUUGUGCACGAAGCAGCUCCCCUGUGUGCGCUGCAAGCGGCUAUUGCUGUCAUGUCGGUACGAACCGACCACUUUCUUGGAAAAUGACCGUCGAAAGCCUUUCCCCAAAGCAGGGAUCACCAAGGCCAAGCACACGAAAUCUCAGAGUGGCUGUCUCGGUUGUCGGCGACGCCGGAAAAAGUGCGACGAAAAGCAGCCGGCAUGUGCGGACUGUGAACGCCUCCGCCUGCCAUGUAUACGGCCAGGAGACCAUGUACAUGAGCUCGGCGGGCGGAGUGAAUGUGGUGUGGAAAGUCACGCGGAAGAGACCGCUGAUGCACUCCUGGCCUUAGAUGCGUUCGGACUGUGGGCAGCGACCGAUUCACAGGGACGCAGGGGCCAAGACACAACAGCCAGCUUGACAUCCUUCUCGGACUGGUUGGCGCUGAUUGAGACGGAGAAUAUUGCAGAAACAAUUAGCAAUGCGGAUCUUGCCGGGAGCACCGCGCUCGUGAACACAGGUCACUUCGGCAAUGACGGAUCGGAAAAUGUUGCCACCUUCCUACCUUGCACAGCAUUAAACAAAUUGACUGGGGUCACGCUUGACGCUGUGGCGAAAUGGAGAGCUGUAGAAAAGUAUUUACUUGACCACUUCCUUCAAUCAGUCUCACGCGCCCUGGUGAUUGCAGAGGACAAUGUUGAUCCCUUCCUCCGCGUGGUGGUGCCGAUGGCGCUGAAGAAUACCAUGGUGCAGCAUGCUUUGUUUGCGUUAUCAGCAUGCCAUUUAUCCCGGAUCUAUCCGGUUUUCGAAAGCGAUUUCUAUUUCCACCGCAGCAAGGCGUUACAGGAAUUAAUGUGCGAAUUGGAGGACCCUACAGCGUCCAGCUGCGCUGUGGCAGCGACUCUUCUACUGACUUUCACCGAGAUUUGCACUGGUACCUCUAGAAAAUGGAUAAUUCAUCUUCACGGGGCGAGGGCACUCUUAUCACAAGGAGUCAGUGAUAUGGUUGGCCCUCCAGCUGACACGCUUAUCGAGAUCUACAACUAUCUGUCCUGCAUGACCUCAGUCACGUCCGAAAUGGCACCUGGAAGAUUAGGUGACAGCCUUCAACUUUCCAGUUCCAAUGCCACACCCUCUACAUCUGCCUUCAUUCAUCCGUUGCUCGGCCUCUCAACCAGUAUCUACGAGUCGUUGGCAUCAAUCAGUCGUUUCGCUGCUCGCACCCGGAACAAGCCUCCUUCCUUGGAAGAGCUUGAAGAAACAAAAGAGAUCGAAAGGGCGCUGAAGGCUUGGCAGCCACCCAAGGUAGCUGCUCACAAUGAGUCCCGCAAUUUUACCGAAGCCAGAGCCAUGGGAUUUGCCUUGCAACAGGCUACAAUCAUGCGUCUGCAGCAGAUAACGAAGCGACUGGAGAACAACGAUCCCAAGAUUACAAAAGCAGCUGAUAGUAUUCUCUCGGCUUUAUCGCUCAUCCGACCUGGCUCUGAGAUAGAGGCGCACAUGCUAUUCCCUCUAUUCAUGGCAGGCGUGGGCAGCAUUACCAAGCCUCAUCGACUGACUAUUGAAUACCGGCUCAAAGUGAUGGAGGCUACUAUCGGAUUUGGGAAUAUCUCAAUUGCGCACAAACUUUUGGCUGAGAUUUGGCGGAAGGCAAACGAGGGAGAAUUGAUGGAUUGGGAGGAGCUGAUGAGGUGUAAAUACCCGGGGUUUAUUUUCCUUUGA